This is a messenger RNA of Sitodiplosis mosellana (orange wheat blossom midge), 1931 nucleotides long. RefSeq names its product chitooligosaccharidolytic beta-N-acetylglucosaminidase-like. Lineage: Eukaryota; Metazoa; Arthropoda; Insecta; Diptera; Cecidomyiidae. Gene Ontology annotation, molecular function: beta-N-acetylhexosaminidase activity. The transcript is spliced from 5 exons. The record is from RefSeq and is a predicted model, not a curated record. Bases 51 to 1835 code for a protein of 594 amino acids. Gene Ontology annotation, biological process: glycosaminoglycan metabolic process; carbohydrate metabolic process; ganglioside catabolic process. Gene Ontology annotation, cellular component: membrane.
GUCACGCUUUGUUGAUAUGAGUGUCAGUUGGUUUCAGUUUUGUCAACAGAAUGAUCGUGCCUCAUAUCGCUUUGAAAGUGUUUUUUGUGAUUUUUUGUUCAAGUUUUGCAUGCGGUGAAUAUUGGACCUAUGAUUGUCUAAAACAAGAGCACAAAUGUAAACGUAUUCGAUUAGAGGAUGGAAUAACCGCAGUGAGUUUGGCUGUAUGUCGGCUAUUUUGUGAUGAAAAUCCGGGGACUCUGUGGCCUCGAGUCAAUGGCAAAAUAAGAUUGGAACAAUCGUUGACUACACUCAAUCUAACGAAGAUUCAAUUCACUGUUCAUAGCAAAAGUGAUAAGAAUGAUCAAUUUUGGCGGAUCAAUGAGGAACGUUUGCGCAAACAAAUAUCACGAAAAGUGCCGCAUUCAUCGAGCCUAACAGAGGGUGGCAAUCUUUUGAAAAUCUUAGUUAACGUUGAUAACGAAGAUACAAAAUUAGGCCUAGACACAAAUGAACAUUAUCAAAUCCGAACCAGCAAAGAAGGAAACGGAGAUAUUGUGGCAAAUAUUACAGCUGAAACCAUUUUCGGCGCUCGUCACGCAUUUGAAACCAUUUCACAGUUAAUUGUUUUCGAUGAUAUUCGAGGGGAACUACAGAUUGUUGACGAUUUUGAAGUUGAUGAUAAACCGGCUUAUCCACAUCGGGGAUUUUUACUCGAUACCGUUCGCAAUUAUUAUCCAGUUGAAGCAAUUAAACGGACCAUCGAUAGUAUGGCAAUGGUCAAACUAAACGUAUUUCAUUGGCACAUAAGUGAUUCACAGAGUUUCCCUAUGAUGUUGAAGUCUCAUCCGGAAAUGUCGGAAAUUGGCGCUUACUCUGCUGAAAAGGUGUACACCAUUGAGAAUAUUAAGGAUAUCUACGAAUACGCAUACACGCGAGGUGUUUUAUUGUUACCAGAAUUCGAUGCGCCGGCUCACGUUGGCGAGGGUUGGCAAACGAAGAAUGCGACGAGUUGCUUUGAUAUGGAUCCAUGGGAGAAUUUCUGUACUGAGCCAGCAUGUGGUCAACUUGAUCCAACCAAGGACCACAUGUAUGACAUCCUCGAAGAUAUUUAUCGUGAAAUGUAUGACGCAUUCGGUAAACCAGACCGCUUUCAUAUGGGCGGUGAUGAAGUGCAUGAAGAAUGUUGGACGGUUAGCAACGACAUUCGCAAUUGGAUUCAUGAACAUGGUUUGGAAUUGAAUACGAGUGGGCUUAUGGAGCUCUGGGGCUAUUUCCAACAAAAGGCCUUGGAACGAUUGAAAAGGGUCACUGGAAAUGAUAUUCCAGCGAUUGUAUGGAGCAGUACAUUGACCGGCAAGGACUAUGUCGAAAAGCAUCUUAACAAACAAAAGUAUAUCAUUCAGUUUUGGAGGCAAAAAAAUGAGUCGGCCAUUACGGAUUUGCUUGAAAAAGGCUAUAGGCUUAUUCUAUCGAACUACGACAAUUUUUACCUCGACUGUGGAUUUGGUCAUUGGAUGAGAGAAGGAAAUAAUUGGUGUUCACCGUAUAAAGAUUGGAAAAAAGUGUACAGCAAUGACUUUCGAUACUUCGAUGCGAAAUAUCGAUCGCAGUUUUUGGGUGGUGAAGCUGCUCUUUGGUCUGAGCAAGUCGAUCAUUUAUCGGUAGAUGGAAGAACGUGGCCUCGUCUCAGCGCUUUGGCUGAACGAUUGUGGACUGAUCCAACAACGGGUUGGCAACAAGCCAUCUCUCGAAUGUUAAUUCAUCGAGAACGUUUGGUAGAAAAUGGAAUCGCUGCCGAGACUCUGGUGCCACAUUGGUGUCUUCAGCAUCAAGGGAAAUGUAUUAUGAAAUAAAUUGAAAUGUGAAUUGUGUUUUAUCUAUAUAAAGGCUCCCCAUUGAUAGUCAAACGGGUCGAAUAAUAGCUCAAUAAAUUGGAAAUCACUUGUAAA